This is a messenger RNA of Cornus florida, 2007 nucleotides long. RefSeq names its product inositol-pentakisphosphate 2-kinase-like. Gene Ontology annotation, cellular component: nucleus. The record is from RefSeq and is a predicted model, not a curated record. NCBI's taxonomy places the organism in Eukaryota, Viridiplantae, Streptophyta, Magnoliopsida, Cornales, Cornaceae. Gene Ontology annotation, biological process: inositol phosphate biosynthetic process. The transcript is spliced from 9 exons. Gene Ontology annotation, molecular function: ATP binding; inositol-1,3,4,5,6-pentakisphosphate 2-kinase activity. Bases 162 to 1526 code for a protein of 454 amino acids.
AAAGUAACAUGAAAUUCGUUAUCCUUUUGGAAGCCCUCAAUCCCUCUGUGUCGUUGCUGGAAGAACACAGACUUUGCUGGAGCUAAUGUUCAAGAAGCUAGGGCACUGACCGCUCUAAACCCUAAAUCCCUACUAUCUUCUUGGAUUUCUGGAUUGAGUGUAUGGAGGUGAUUCUAGAGCAAAAGGAUGCAGGAGAUUGGACUUACAGGGGAGAAGGAGCUGCUAAUCUGGUUCUUGCUUAUACCGGCUCUUCCCCAACUUUUGUUGGCAAAGUAUUACGCAUACGAAAGGCUCCUAGGAACAGCACCGAAUGUGAAAAUAGCUGUCCAGCUCUUACCAUGCAUGAAUGCCUUCUAUGGAAAGAUGCAAACAGCCUUGUAUCAGCUCCUACAAGGGAGAUUGCAAAACAACUGUUUGUGCGGCAUGUAAUGUGCCCGUUAUUAGGUUCUGAAUAUGUUGAUGCUGGGAUUCGUGUCCUCGUGUCCAGAGAAUUUCUGGAGUCAAUUGAAAAUAAGGUUCUUGGUUACCGUCCUGCCUGUCGAGUUGAUGCUGCCAAGGUCAAUAUUUUUUGUGACUCCGCACUUCUUAUGUCUGAUCAUUCCAUUUUCCCCCAUGGUAGUCUUAAAGAAGAUCUCUGCAUAUCUGUUGAGAUAAAGCCCAAAUGUGGAUUUCUUCCAAUUUCAAGUUUCAUAGCAGAAGGGAAUGCUGUUAAAAAGAAUAUAUCACGUUUUAGAAUGCACCAGGCCCUGAAACUGCAACAAAAAGAGGUAUCAGACGCGAGUGAAUAUGAUCCUCUGGAUAUGUUCUCUCAAUCCAAGGACAGAGUACUUAAAGCAAUUAAUUCUCUCUUUGUUACCCCUCAGAACAAUUUUCGUGUAUUCUUGAAUGGUUACCUCAUAUUUGGGGGCUUGGGUGGUGGCGCAGACAGGACUAGUUGUAUGAUUAAUGAAGCAUUUGAAGAUGCACUCAAAUGUGUCAUUCGGGCAGAUGAUGGACUGCGUACAACAAAUUUUCUGCAGCUUGUUGCUGAGGCAGUUUUUAAAUCAAGUUUACUUGAUCGGCUCCUUGAAGCCCAGAGGCUUGAUAUUUUCGACAUAGAAGGAGUGAUUCAUGCGUAUUAUGACAUUGUUUCUCAGCCUUGUAUGGUAUGUAGGGAUAUGUGUGACAAGAAACAGCCAGACAGAUAUACGUCUUUGCAUUCCAUUCCUUUGGAAGAAAGCUUAAAGAUUGUGAGGGACUAUUUGAUAGCUGCAACUGCAAAGGACUUGAGUAUGAUGAUCUGUUUUAGACCCAGACAGGAUGGGGAUUUGGGGUCUGCAAAUAGUGUUGUAUUUCUAGAAUCAACCAGUCAAAGUUUUGAUUACAAGGCAUCUUUCCUUGAUCUGGAUAUGAAACCUUUAAAGAAGAUGGAACAAUAUUAUAAGUUAGACCAGCAGAUAGUCAGAUGCUACACUCAGAUGUUGAAAUCUAAGCAUCAACCAGAAAAAGAGGCUGCGACAAUUGAGGCUUAUACUGCCAUAUACUGAGACUAAGCCAUAAUCAUUGAAGAUAGUUCUCCCACUGGAGAUUAUGCUGGUGAAUUGAUUUAUUUUAGACAAUAUUUGUGGGUGAAGAUGGGCAGCAUCCAACUUUGCUAAGAAAUAAAUGGAGCAUCUUCCCUCUCUUCUCUAUGCGUAACUUCGUUUCAGUCAAGAGCUAGAACAAAUGAGAGAAUUCUUAUAUGAAGUUUGGGCUCAGAGAACCUGGUGCUGGGCAGGGCAGGGCAAAAUGAGCUUUCAAUUGUUUUUUUCAUUUAUUGUAGCACAAGUUCUGCUUGUUGAUUUUUAUGGAAAACUGGUUAGGUUUUCUUCAUUCUUCAUAUUUUCCUUUGAUAUUCCUUUGGUUGUGCAAGCCUGCCAUCUGAAUCAACUAUGACUCUUUGAAACUGAGUUAUCAGGACAAACAGGCAAUCGGCCCAUUUCGAUGGCCGGGUCACUAAUUAACUGGUUUAUGAGUUUAUUGGACUAA